GGCCUGGCUAAUGCAAUUACCAGAGUCUUCCCUAACUCUGAGCACAGGAACUGUGCACGCCAUAUUCAUGGUAAUUGGAGCAAAGCACAUCGAGGGAUGAAUCUGAAGAAGUUGUUUUGGCAGUGUGCGAAGUCAACAUGUGAACCUCAGUUGGAAGCUAAUUUAGCUGAGCUAGAUAAGGCUGAUGCUCAAGCAGGUAUUGACUUACGCAAACACCCAUUCAAGUUAUGGUGUAAAGCUUUCUUUAGGGAUGCAGUGAAGUGUGACACAGUUGAGAACAACCUGUCUGAGGCCUUCAAUAGCACACUUCUAAAAGCAAGAUCCAAGCCUUUGAUCCCAAUGCUUGAGGACAUUCGUGUUGCAACAAUGAAAAGGAUAGCCAAGAAGAGAAAAUAUGUUCUGAAAUGGCCAGGUUCAUUUGGUCCAAUAAUAAUGAAGAAGCUGAAUACUAAUAUUCUAGCAAGUCAAGGAUGGAAUGUGGAUUUCAAUGGUGAUGAUGGAUAUGAAAUCAAGAAAGGAAGAGGGCAAUUCAAAGUCAGUCUUAAGAAGAGAUCAUGUUCUUGUAGAAGGUGGGAUCUCAGUGGUAUCCCUUGUGCCCAUGCCAUUUGUGCCAUCUAUGACAAGGGGGAGGAGGCAGAAGCAUACGUUGACAACUGUUACAGUAAGGAGAUGUACCAUAAAACUUACUCCUACACAUUGCAUCCUAUCAAUGGGGAGCUGUUAUGGCCUAGAACCCAGCAUGAAGAGAUCUUACCUCCUUUGCCAAAGAAGAUGAGUGGCAGACCCAAAAAGAAGCGUGUAAGGGAACAAAGUGAAGCACGUCCACCCAGUUCUUCACAACUCUCAAGAAAAGGGCGCAUCAUGACUUGCUCAUUGUGCGGAGGAGAAGGCCACAACAAGAAAUCAUGUUCUACUACUGCAGGUACAGUGACUCCAAGUGCAAGAGGCAGACGCCCAAGAGGAGGAAGAGGGAAGAGGGGCAAUACAAGCAGAAGGCAAUCAGGGUUUGGUGUGUAUGUCGAUGAAGCUACUGGUGAAACCAUUCUGGAAGUAAGUUCACACCUGACUUGUAUGUUUAAGUCAUUUCAAUUUGUGGCAAUGAUGUUUUCUCAUUUUGCUUUGUAUGUUAUAUGC
Messenger RNA from Cuscuta europaea, 1134 nucleotides. The record is from the annotation of a GenBank genome assembly. NCBI's taxonomy places the organism in Eukaryota, Viridiplantae, Streptophyta, Magnoliopsida, Solanales, Convolvulaceae.